Molecule: messenger RNA, 629 nt
Organism: Corapipo altera (White-ruffed manakin)
Lineage: Eukaryota; Metazoa; Chordata; Aves; Passeriformes; Pipridae
Product: atherin-like
Exons: 3
Coding region: 1-579 (192 amino acids)
Source: RefSeq, a predicted model, not a curated record
AUGGUGGAUCGUGCUGAAGGCCCUGCUCCUGCACAGAGGGAAGGGAACAAUCCUCUCAAAGGUGUCACAGGAGGCUUUCCAAUCCCUGUGAGCGCCAAAGCGCUCAGCAGCUACCGCACUGAAAAGCCUUUUUCCCCACCAACGCGUUUAGCUCAGCCUGUUCCUGAACUAGGGCGGUAUCGCGACCGCCCCUCCCCGCCCCGCUGUCGCGACAGGGCGCGACAGCCACGCACCGCCUUUGUUCGGGGCCCGGCGGCGGCGCUGCCCCGCCCCGCCGCUGGGGGGAGCCCGCGGCACCGCCCCGCCGUGAGGGGCGCGGGCACCGGGCAGUGCCGCUGCCCCCGGGGCUGCCCCGGGAGGGGACGGAGGGAGGUGCCGCCCCAGCCCCUCCGGCCCGCGGGGGCCAUUUUUAAAUGCCUCUGUCAGGCAGCGGCGCCGGGCGAGCAGGUGCCGGAGUCGCUGAGGUUGCGGUGCCCGCUGCCCGCUCAGGCAAGGCAGGACGCGCUGUCCCCUCACAGACCCCCGGGACAGAUGGGAAUUGGAACUGAAUUUAUUCAUCCACUUCUCCAAGCCUUUUGAAAAGUGACUAAAUGCAACUGAGUCAGACUGUCUGUGGGUAUGAAGUGGCU